AUCUCACUGGAGUCAAGUGAUAAAAUAAUCUGUGCAACAAAUUCAGUGAUGCGGCUCAUUCCAGGCGAGAAAAUUUGUCCGCGUUGCAACAAACUACUAAAUGAAGUUAUUGAACUUGGUUAUUUAACACCAGAAAAAAUUCGGCCACAGUUAUCGCAUGAAAAUAAUGAUGCAGAUGAAGAGCUAUUCGAAAGUCCAACAACAAUCGGCAACACACCGUCACGUCACUUAGUGUCCGUUCUUUCGGAAGCAUCAGUUAUAACUCCAGUAUCCGAUCUUUCAAAGUGCAACCGGAAAAGGCGUUUGCAAAUAUGUGAAAAGGUGCUAAACAAAGUGAGGAGGAAAAUGUUGCCUGAAACCCCGGAUCCGGAAAUUUUUCUUGCAAGCGACUUCGAAAAUUUAUUGACAUCAAUCAGAGAAAAGAUUAAAGUUUGUAAAAAGCGGAGCGAAAUUUUGCAACUAUUGACCUUGGCACCGAGCAGUUGGACAAUAAGCCAAUCGGCAUCAUUCUUUGGAGUUACGGAAUAUACGGUUAUUAAAGCGUCAGCUAUAAAGAACAGCAAAGGGAUAUUAUCGCUACCUGAUCAAAGGAAAAAACGUCGGUCUUGCAUCAGCGACAGUGAUAAACAGACAAUCAUUGACUUCUACGUGUCGGACGAAUACAGCCGUCAAUUACCGGGAAUGCGGAACGUGAAAAGUGUGAAACUUCCCGACGGACAAAGAAUAAAGAUGCAAAAGCGGCUACUUCUUUGCAAUAUAGCAGACUUGCAUAUUGAAUAUAAGAAGAAAAUGAACUUAACUACUGGAUCAAGAAAACCACUUGGAUUUUCUAUAUUUGCGUCUCUACGCCCGUACCAUGUCGUAACUGUCGGCGCUGGCGGAACACAUUCAGUGUGUGUCUGUGUUUAUCAUCAAAACGUAAAGCUGAUGCUCAGCGCAAUCGACGUAGUGAAUGAAAAGAAUCUUUUUAUGGAUAAAAUCGUCUGUUCUGUCCACAACCAGGAAUGUAUGAUGGAUCGAUGCGCAGCAUGUCCUGGUACGGAAAACCUCAAAGCGUUUUUAGAUCAGCUGACGGAAGAAGAGCCCGAUGAAAUAAAUUACAAGAAAUGGACGCAGACCGACGGGAGUAAGCUGGAAUCUAUCACUGAAGACAAAGAUGAUUUCCUGGAAUCUCUGGUAAUCCUCAUCUCCAACUUGACUAAACAUCAUUAUAUCGCUCGUGCUCAAAGCGCAUUUUUCGUCAAGUGCAAAGAAGAAAUUACCCAAGAGAGUUGCGUGUUGAUAAGUGACUUCUCCGAAAAUUUUUCAUUCGUCAUUCAAGAUUGUGUUCAAGGAUAUUACUGGAUGAACCAACAAGCGACCGUUUUGCCAUUUCUAGCUUAUCUAAAAAAUGAGGAAGGUGAACUUUGUUCAGCUAGUAUGUGCGUCAUCAGCGAUCACUUAACACAUGAUUCUGGAGCUGUAAAUGCGUAUCUCAAGCCCGUCCUGAACCACAUUAAGUCCGUCUAUCCUUUCAUUAAAAAUGUCAAAUAUUUCGCUGACGGUUCGUCGGCGCAAUAUAAGAAUAAGAAAAACUUUGCUAAUCUGUGCGCACACGAACAGUCUUUCGGUCUUAAAGCUGAGUGGCACUUUUUUGCGUCUUGCCACGGCAAGAGCGCUUGCGACGGGGUUGUCGGCACUAUUAAACGGCUUGCUCGCUUAGCUAGUCUGCAAAGACCUUUAUCUGAUCAAAUAACUACCCCAAUUCAGCUUUUUGAAUGGGCAAAAGGUCAUGUAGACAUAAUGAUGUUUUAUGUUGAAAAACAACAAGUUGAACUUAAUUCUGUUGAGAUUGAACGGAGAAUGGCAGAUGCAUUGCCAAUAAAAGGUACGAGAUCUUUUCACUGUUACGUGCCCCUUAACGCUUAUCAACUCAAAGUUUCCGCUUUAUCUUGUGAUACCGAUUUUCAAGUCUUUAAUGUACUCCCUGAACCACGCAACCCAUUUGAUUUCACUUCAUGUCUAGUCCAAGAUUUCAUUGCAUGUGUAUCUCAAGAUGAUGGUUUAUGGCACUUUGCUCAAAUUAUUUCAACUAACCCAGAAAAUGAGGAAUAUCUUGUCAAGUUUCUAGCCCCAGACGGAGAAUCUGGGUUUCUUUAA
Molecule: messenger RNA, 2139 nt
Organism: Daphnia pulex (common water flea)
Lineage: Eukaryota; Metazoa; Arthropoda; Branchiopoda; Diplostraca; Daphniidae
Exons: 4
Coding region: 49-2139 (696 amino acids)
Source: RefSeq, a predicted model, not a curated record